Molecule: messenger RNA, 929 nt
Organism: Suricata suricatta (meerkat)
Lineage: Eukaryota; Metazoa; Chordata; Mammalia; Carnivora; Herpestidae
Product: T-cell surface glycoprotein CD1a-like
Exons: 6
Coding region: 1-846 (281 amino acids)
Biological process (GO): antigen processing and presentation, exogenous lipid antigen via MHC class Ib; positive regulation of T cell mediated cytotoxicity; immune response
Cellular component (GO): external side of plasma membrane
Molecular function (GO): lipopeptide binding; exogenous lipid antigen binding; endogenous lipid antigen binding
Source: RefSeq, a predicted model, not a curated record
AUGGGUGACUUUAGUGUUGAAAAUGUCCCUGCAGCCCAGACCUGCAAGGCUGACUGGUGCUCAAGAAUGUGUGAUGUGUCUCACAGACAAAACCCUCGUGCAGAUCCUUUUCUGGUACAGCUGGUCAAAGGCUGUGUGCUGCACGUUGGAGAGGCAUCAAGAGGAUUUCUUCGGGUUGCAUAUCAAGGAUCAGAUCUUGUGAGCUUCCAGAACACGUCCUGGUGGCCAUCUCCAAAGGGAGGAAAUAGGGCUCAGGAGGUCUGCAAACUACUCAAUACGUACCAUGUGGUCAAUGUAAGAAUAGAAGCACAUGUCAGUGAGAUCUGCCCCCGUUUCCUCUUGGGUCUUCUUGACGCAGGGAAGGCAGAUCUGCAGCGACAAGUGAGGCCAGAAGCCUGGCUGUCCCAUGGCCCCACUCCUGGUCCUGGCCGUCUGCUGCUGGUGUGCUACGUGUCUGGUUUCCACCCAAAGCCAGUGUGGGUGAUGUGGAUGCGGGGUGAGCAGGAGCAGCCGGGCACCCAAAGAGGUGACAUCCUGCCCCAUGCAGACGGGACAUGGUAUCAUCAGGUCUCCUUGGAUGUGGAAGCCAGGGAGGCAGCUGGCCUGUCUUGCCGAGUGAGACACAGCAGUCUAGGAGGCCAGGACAUGGUCCUCUACUGGGAGCAGCACCGCCCUGUGGGUUGGAUCUUCCUGCUGGUGAUGGUGCCCCUGGUGCUUCUGGCAGGUCUUGUGUUCUGGCUCUGGAAGUGCUGGAAAUCACCGUGGAGAUGCUGCCCUGGCCUCCCUUUGGAGAGAGAUCCCGGCAGCCCAAGCUCCAGCACACGUCUAAACCCAGCUCAGUGGUGAUGAACUUGCAAGUCUCUGUGUGCAACUUCUGUCUUCCCUUUCUGCUCUAAGAUCCCUUGUCAAUAUAAGCUGAGUAUAAUUUA